UCAUCGUCGUCCACCUCCGACCGACGGCUAUGAAGGCCGCCGCCUCCCCGCUCCGCGCCGCCCUCCUCCUCUUCCUCUCCUCCUCGCCGUCCCCGCGUCUCGCGCUCCCCAUGAACCCCUCCUCCUCCUCCUCCUCCCGCGGCGCCGCCUCCUACCACUCCAAGGCCGCCGCCUUCGCCUCCCCGCAGCCUCGCGGCGGCGGCGGCGGCCGAGGGGGGCGACGCGGCGGCGGAAGAGGCCGCGGCGGCGAUGGGAGCGACCGCAUCGACGCCCUCGGCCGCCUCCUGACGCGGAUCUUGCGGCACAUGGCGUCGGAGCUGAACCUGGAGAUGAGGACCGACGGCUACGUGCGGGUCCGCGACCUGCUCAAGCUCAACCUGCAGACCUUCGCCAAGAUCCCUCUCAAGUCCCACACCGUCGACGAAAUCAAGGAGGCGGUUAGACGGGAUAACAAGCAGAGGUUUGGUCUGUUGGAGGAAGAUGGUGAGCUGCUGAUUCGAGCUAACCAGGGCCACACAGUAACGACUGUUACUUCAGAGAGCUUGUUGAAACCCAUUCUAUCAGCAGAUGAAGUCUCUGUUUGUGUGCAUGGAACAUACAGGAAGAACCUCGAUUCAAUCUUGCAUCAGGGGCUAAAACGAAUGGCAAGGUUACAUGUACAUUUCUCAAGUGGCUUACCGACAGAUGGGGGAGUUAUUAGCGGUAUGCGGCAGAGUGUUAACAUCUUGAUAUAUUUGGAUGUCAGUAUGGCACUGCAAGAUGGAAUGAAGCUGUACAUUUCAGACAACAAGGUGAUUCUGACAGAGGGUUUCGAUGGCGUUGUUCCUGUGAAGUACUUCGAGAAAAUUGAAACAUGGCCAGGGAGAGCACCGAUACCAUUUGAAAAAUAGAGAACACUGUUGUAAUUUUGCUCAUGCGUAUAGCGAUCUACUUCUUCAGUUCAUGGGAAUUGUGCCCUGAAAGGCCGAAAGAAAUGUAAUUUUGCAAACAAGUUUAGGUUAUGCUCGUUUGAGAAAUGGAGAGGUAGACAUUGUUGUGAAGCUUCAGUAAGCUGUUCUUAAUGUUGAUUGGGUCAAUGGCUCCUCCAGUUUAUCCAAUUCCAUCUUUGCAGUUACUACUAAUCUUGUAACUGAGUAUAUUGCAAUACACAAUUGGCUACGACUGACGAUUUAUGUUGUUGUAUGGUCCAUCAGAUUCAGAUUUCAAUAGUUCAGAUGCAAUUUGCAUU
This is a messenger RNA of Oryza sativa Japonica Group (Japanese rice), 1228 nucleotides long. RefSeq lists its product as uncharacterized. NCBI's taxonomy places the organism in Eukaryota, Viridiplantae, Streptophyta, Magnoliopsida, Poales, Poaceae. Gene Ontology annotation, biological process: tRNA splicing, via endonucleolytic cleavage and ligation. The record is from RefSeq and is a predicted model, not a curated record. Gene Ontology annotation, molecular function: tRNA 2'-phosphotransferase activity.